AAUGUUCUGCACUGCGACGCCAAAACCGGUGCCCCACCCAAUGGAACUCUGCUGAUCUCCCUUUCCCAUUCGAAACGAUGGCUUCAAAACCCACCAUUUUUUCAGGGCUCGUCCUUGUAACGUGUUUACUUCUGUUCCUAUAUUCCACCAUUCUUCCUUUCUACUCGACCUCCCCACCACUACCAGAGCUUUCAAAUCCAUCUCUCAGAAAAUCUCGAAAGAGCCCGUCAGAGAAAACUAACCUUUUUUCAACUUGCAAUUUGUACAAGGGGCAUUGGGUUCAAGAUCUCAACUAUAAACCCUUGUACGACGAAAACUGCUCAUUUCAUCGGAAUGCUUGGAAUUGCUUGAGAAACAAGAGAGAGAACAUGGAGAAGAUUAAUUCAUGGAGAUGGGUGCCUGAUAAUUGCACUUUUCCACGGAUUGAUCCUUUUGCAUUUCUGGGUUUGAUGAGAAAUAAGAAAAUUGGGUUUGUCGGGGAUUCUUUGAACGAAAAUUUCUUGGUGUCAUUUCUUUGUAUUCUUCGUGUGGCGGACGAAAGUGCGAAGAAGUGGAAGAGGAAGGGUGCUUGGAGAGGAGCGUACUUUCCCAAGUUCAAUGUUACGGUUGCAUACCAUCGGGCCGUUUUGCUUGCCAAAUACGAGUGGCAGCCUAGAAAACAGUUAAAUUUGCCAGAUCAAGAUGGAUUGAAGGGGAUAUAUCGAGUUGAUAUUGAUAUUCCUGCAGACGAUUGGAUUGAGGCCUCCAAGUUCUAUGAUGUCCUAAUUUUUAAUACUGGACACUGGUGGGGAUUUGAUAAAUUUCCAAAAGAGACUCCUCUUGUCUUCUACAGGACAGGGCAACCGAUAAGUCCUCCACUUGGGAUGUUAGAUGGACUUCAGGCUGUCCUUCAAAGUAUGGUCUCUUAUAUUCAAAGGGAAGUUCCUGAUGGGACCCUUAAAUUCUGGCGUUUGCAGUCUCCAAGGCAUUUUUACGGUGGCGACUGGAACCAAAAUGGUAGUUGCUUGUUCAAUGAGCCUCUUGAAGCAGACCAGGUUGACAUGUGGUUUGAUCCCAGGUACAGAGGAGUGAAUAGAGAAGCAAGACAAAUAAAUCAUCUGAUUGAAGAAGCAUUACAGGGCACAGACAUCCAUUUGCUUGAUCUAAGCCAUUUGAGUGAAUUCAGAGCAGAUGCCCAUCCAGCAAUUUGGUUGGGAAAGAAGGACGCAGUCUCUAUCUGGGGUCAGGACUGCAUGCACUGGUGCCUACCUGGAGUCCCCGACACAUGGGUUGAUAUCUUAUCAGCGAUGAUCAGCUAUGGAUUGGAAACUAUGUGAUGAAAGGUCAAACAAAAUUAUUGUCAGCCCAAGUUAAAACCAUUGUUUUGCCAAAAGUGGAUUCAAUUUUCCAUUUUGUGAGGAUGUAGCUACUGAAGGCCGAAUGUAGACUAAAUUUCUUUCAAGCUUAAGAUCUGGCACGGAUGUGAGUGGCUGGCUUUGCAAGAUGAGAGAGAGGCGCACACAAAAGGCAAGUCAUCUUUGUGGAUCUGAACACAAGUAGAAGGAUGUUACAUGGGAGUCCAUAUUUGUUCUUGUGGUUUCUUGGAGAAGGAUGCACAGAUCAUUCGUUUGGGAAGAUGAAAAGUCCAAAGCCACUUGGAAGCAAAGUUUCAGUCCUAUAUCUUCCACUUGAGUAGGUUCUCAUUUAGGAAAAGCAAAGCCAGAUUACUGAAAUAAGUCUCCUUUUGAUUUUGAAGAAAUGCAGGUUAUGAUUUCUAGGUUUAUAUCAUCAUUUUUCUUCUUCUUUCAUUUAAGAUACGUUACUUCUUUUUUUUUCUCUUGUACGGGCAUUUUAACUGUGCAACAGGUUACACACUACAAGUGAGCUAAAUUCAUUUAGUUUCAAUUGAUUUUUUGGGUGAUAGCAUGAAACACAUUUGGAAAUCA
Telopea speciosissima is the source of this 1925-nucleotide messenger RNA. Its product is annotated as protein trichome birefringence-like 12. Gene Ontology annotation, cellular component: Golgi apparatus. The coding region runs from base 78 to 1316 and encodes 412 amino acids. The record is from RefSeq and is a predicted model, not a curated record. The transcript has 5 exons. Gene Ontology annotation, molecular function: O-acetyltransferase activity. Lineage: Eukaryota; Viridiplantae; Streptophyta; Magnoliopsida; Proteales; Proteaceae.